Molecule: messenger RNA, 1713 nt
Organism: Protopterus annectens (West African lungfish)
Lineage: Eukaryota; Metazoa; Chordata; Ceratodontiformes; Protopteridae
Gene: BMP10
Product: bone morphogenetic protein 10
Exons: 2
Coding region: 150-1436 (428 amino acids)
Biological process (GO): BMP signaling pathway; SMAD protein signal transduction
Cellular component (GO): extracellular region
Molecular function (GO): growth factor activity; cytokine activity
Source: RefSeq, a predicted model, not a curated record
GCAGUCACAAGUUGUAUCUGACACUUUCCAAACUUGUCAGCUUUGGGUGGCACAUACCUAACACCUUUUUAUAGCAGGAUAUAACACUGCCAGAAACUCAGCAAGUGUGAAAACUCCUUUGUGAUUUAUCUGAGGCUUGGAUACAAAAAAUGGACUCCAUUAGCCUGCUUCUGUAUGCUACGCUUUCAUUACUGAUACAUUCUACAGUCAGCAGUCCUAUAAUGGCACUGCGAGGCACCUCAAUUACUGACCGUGGGACUUUUUUUGAAGAUGCACUUUUAGAGCAGGACAAUGUGGACUUUAGUGCCCUUCUUCAGGAUAUGAAGACUGAAUUCCUGAAGCGGUUAAAUCUCUCUAGUGCACCUAACCAUGAAUCUGCUAAGGUAGAGCCACCUGAGUAUAUGCUGGAGCUAUAUAACAAAUUUGCCAGUGAUCGAACAUCAAUGCCAUCUGCAAAUAUUAUAAGGAGCUUCAAAAAUGAAGACACAUCUUCUCAUCUGAAUGGCAUUGAUGGGGUCCGAAAACAUGCUUUACUGUUCAAUGUAACUGUGCCACGGCAAGAAGUGAUCACAGCAGCUGAACUUCGACUUUAUACUCUGAUGGCGAGGGACAGACUCUUGUAUGAUGGAGUGGACAGGAAAGUAACCAUUUUUGAGGUGUUACAAAGUGAAGCAGGGGAUUAUCAUAACCAUGCUGUACAGCUACAUGAGCUGGCAUCAAGAAGAAUUUAUGGAACUGACAGUGGCUGGGAGACUUUUGACAUUACAGAAGCGAUUAAACGCUGGCAUAGGUCUCGGUCCACUACUCACAGGCUGGAGGUCCAUAUUGAAAGUGUGGAUGAUGAAGAUGAGACAGGAAGAAAUGUUGAAGUGGACAUUGACGUUAAACCGGAGAACAAACAUGAGCCAUUAUUAGUAGUAUUUUCAGAUGAUCAAAGCAGAGAAAAACAAGAAAGCAGGCUAAACUCAAAUGAUAAGGUAGACAAUCCACAGAUUAUGGAUUUUAAAAACUUUGAUCCUGAUGGCUUUAGUGAUAGCCCCAAAGAAGAAGAUUUGCUUCAGUUGCAUUCUAAUUUAAUUUAUGACAGUACCUCACGGAUUAGAAGGAAUGCCAAAUCCAAUUACUGUAGGAAAACUCCACUGAAGGUAAAUUUUAAAGAGAUUGGAUGGGACUCCUGGGUAAUAGCACCUCAAGAUUAUGAAGCAUUCGAAUGCCAAGGGGUGUGUUCAUACCCUUUAAAUGAUCAUGUUACUCCAACCAACCAUGCACGUAUCAAAGCUUUACUUCAUUUAAAUAAGCCCAACAAGGCUACAAAUGCAUGCUGUGUACCCACUAAGCUUGACCCAAUAGCUUUACUUUAUUUGGACGAUGACAAAGUAGUUACUUACAAAUUCAAAUAUGAGGGAAUGGUUGUAUCAGAGUGUGGCUGCAGAUAGUACAUGGAGUAUUAAGGUGUACAUUAGUAAGCAAUUAUGUAAUUAUGUCUGUAAAUGUGUACAUUUUUUAUUUUACUAUUUAAUGUUUAUUUAAUAAUGUGUGUACAGAUAAUAUAUUUGCAGAUUUGCUUCUUAUGUAACAUUCUCAAAGAAAACAAUGUGGACAGUAAUAGAAAGCUAUGUGCCUUGUCAGUCAUUUAUUUUAUCCAUUGUCUUCACAAGCAAAACAGAACCAGAGCAAGUGUUUUUAUACAUUUGAAGGUGAAUCAUGAUAACU